AUGAGGUGCCACCCGAGUACGCGGCCAAGCCGCUGCCUUGCCCUCCAAAGAAGAGGCCACCGGCUGCCACGCCAACCGUACACGUUGAAGCGCCGGCCACUCCUGCUCCUGCUCCUGCUCCUGCACCAACAGCAAGCUCACCGCCUGCACGCGGAGCUCCAGCUGCGACCCCGCUAG
This is a messenger RNA of Acanthamoeba castellanii str. Neff, 177 nucleotides long. RefSeq lists its product as uncharacterized. The transcript is spliced from 2 exons. Bases 1 to 177 code for a protein of 58 amino acids. Lineage: Eukaryota; Discosea; Longamoebia; Acanthamoebidae. The record is from RefSeq and is a predicted model, not a curated record.